This is a messenger RNA of Spea bombifrons (plains spadefoot toad), 1390 nucleotides long. RefSeq names its product RELT TNF receptor (gene RELT). Gene Ontology annotation, biological process: apoptotic process. NCBI's taxonomy places the organism in Eukaryota, Metazoa, Chordata, Amphibia, Anura, Pelobatidae. The transcript is spliced from 10 exons. Bases 1 to 1245 code for a protein of 414 amino acids. The record is from RefSeq and is a predicted model, not a curated record. Gene Ontology annotation, molecular function: protein binding.
AUGACCGGAGACGCCUUCGCGGUUCUGUUGGCCUCGUUGUUGUUGUUGCUGCUGCUUCAGAGAGGGGGCUGCCAGACGGAGUGCGGUAAGGGCCAAUUCACGGAUACGGAAGGACGGUGUAUAACGUGCCCCGUCUGCCCACCGGGAGAAGAGCCGGACAGGGUUUGCGGUUUUGGAGCCGGUGUCGGGGUCUCCUGUAGGAAGUGCGGUCCCGGGACGUUCUCCAGCGGGUUCUCGGUGUCCCCCUGCAGUCCGCACACGCAAUGCGAUAAACGCAAGAGGGUCCAGCUGAGCCCCGGAACCCCCGGGUCGGACGCGCAGUGCGGGGUCUGUCUGCCAGGGUUUUUCCCGCUGGUGGCCAAAACCAGCAGCUCUAGCGCCUGUUACCCCUGCUGGCUGGCCCCCCCGGACUCUGCGGGGUGCGAAGGUCUCCGGACGCUGCGUUCCCGCUCCCCGAGGACGAUAGAAGCGGCCGCUAAGCCGGAUAACAAGGCGCCGGCCAACAUCACGCAGAGCGGGGUGAAGGAGGAGGGCGGCACGGAGUACGCCGUGUUGGCCAUCGUGCCCGUCUUCUGCAUGAUGGGAUUGUCGGGGAUUUUCCUCUGCAACCUGCUGAAAAAGAAGGGCUACCACUGCACGGCGCGGAAGGAGCUGGACGAGGAGGCCGCCGCGCACGGCAAGAACGGUGCGGCCCCGGUCUGUAUGCUGGAGGAGAACGCCAACGAAGAUACCAUCGGGGUCCUCGUGCGCCUCAUAACCGAGAAGAAAGAAAACGCUGUUGCGCUGGAGGAACUUCUAAAAGAAUAUCAGACGAAGCCGACCUCCCCGGCCAUGAAUAAAGCUCCGCACAGGUUGCACCUCUUGCCCCAAAUGCCCCACGUCUGCAAGCACCAGCAUCACCUCCACACCAUCCAGGGCCUGGCGUCCCGCUCCGGCCCCUGCUGCUCUCGCUGCAGUCAGAAGAAGUGGACCGACGUUCUCUCGCCUCAACCGGCCUUACCGGUCACCAAACCGGGGGCCAAGACGGGCCGGGCGGGCGAGAUCACCAUCCUGUCCGUGGGAAGGUUCCGCGUGGCUCGUAUUCCGGAACAGAAGCCGUGCCCCCCGGAGGUGAAAACCCUCUCUGACCUCGGAGACCCCCAGAACGCCCCGCGUGACGCCGAGCAGAGGACGCCGCUCUGCAACGCGCUUCGGGCCAAAAACCGCAGCCUGGAAGACACCAGCAAGCUGGAGGAUGUUAUCUGACUCCUCUCCUCUUGCUGGGACAACAAAAGUGAAAGCACCCUCCUGUGGGAGAGCUCCCCCCGCUGGCCACCUGCGGCCCCCCGAGGAAGCUCCGAUUUGCAGGUGGAGCGCGGAGCGGCCUCGUUAUCUGCGGGACGUUCCGGAA